Molecule: messenger RNA, 4239 nt
Organism: Seminavis robusta
Lineage: Eukaryota; Bacillariophyta; Bacillariophyceae; Naviculales; Naviculaceae
Source: the annotation of a GenBank genome assembly
AUGACAACAUGUCCACAGCUGUGUGUGCCAUCAGUGGAAUACUGUCCAACGGAAAUGCAGUGUGCCUCCAACGCCACCUUAUGUGCUGAUGGGUCCUGUAGAUCGACGGAAUUCGAAUGCAGUACUAGUGGAUAUUCAAUAUCGCCAUGUCCGGCUGAUUGCGCUCCCGUCGCUUGUGCUCCGCUCAUCACGACCUACAAUGUCUGCACCAACAUCUACGGACCCUACUAUGAGGAAAUGGCUGCCUUGUGCAAAAAUACUACCACCAGCAACGGCCAGACCAGUGACAUCUCUUGGACAGCCCCUGCCUAUGUGACUGGCUACGUAUGGUUGGCGACCGUCACCGUGGCUGUCAUUACCUGGUGCUGGUUCAACAACCAAUGGUUCCCAGUCCAGGGGUCUACCAAGCUACUGCAACUGAGGCUGGAAACUCACAUUCGCAAUGAUCCUAAUGCCAACACGGCACAGCUGUACCAGACAGGAUACCAAAAACACCACGCCGUGGGGAACAUUCUCUACAUCAUGACCCUCAUUACCUUUUUUGGGUGGUACGCCCUCUUGGCAUACACCACCUUUCUCAGUUAUCAAAAUGAGGCAUCCCCCGAGGGAAUCAUGCAUGCCCUACAGACAUUCAGUCUUCUUUACAAUCUCGGAUUUCUAUGGAACUUGGCAUUCUAUUGGCCCUACAGUAUCCAAUCUCUAUUUUAUCGACGAUCCAGUCUCGCCACCGCAAAUCUAGUGGCGGUGCGAUAUCAGCAAACGACACAAGGUCAUCGGAAGGACGGUAAUAACAACUCCAAGAACAACAAGCCAGGAGAGAAGAACAGCGACGACAAUUCAUUAUUACACGGAACAUUCCAGCCAACACGGUGGGUUCCACCGUCCAUUACACGCACGCUCAAUCGAAUCAGUCGAGCACUGGGGGUUGUCAUGUCGUGGGUAUUUGCCGCCGAGGACGACAGCUACAAGACUAGUACGACGACGGAUUCCAUGAUGGAGUACUGCACCGUCCAUCAAAAUCCCGAAGAUGGAUCCCGCUAUUUUUGCUUUCUCUUUCGUCGAUACAACUUUGAUGAAUCACAGCAAAUGUUUGUACCAGGGACAUGGUCCAUUGGCAAGACAUUUGCCGAAAUGAAACCUCCUGGAGUCCCCAAUGUCGAUGCCUUGGCGCAGGGGACCAUGACAAAGCUUUACGAUACCACGGCGACCAUCCCAGAAGAAAAUAGUUUGGAUUACAGUGAAGGAAAAGCAGCAAAUGGGUUGACGCCCGAACAAGUGGCCAAGCGCCGUCAAGUUAUUGGACCCAACAAGAUUGAAAUGGUAAAACCAUCCCUGUGGGGAAUGUUCCGUCAGGAAAUUUCCAAACCCUUCUACCUCUACCAGUUUCAAAUCUUGUGGAUCUGGGUCACUAUCCAGUACUGGUACAUGAUGAUUGCCAAUUGGACUGUGAUUCUCAUUAGUGCCUGUCUCAUUUCUUGGUUCCGGUAUCGAUCUGCCAGUGUCCUCUAUGCCUUGUCCAAUACUGAUGGCUAUGUGACCAUUUUGCGGGGCGAAGAGUUUGUGGAACUACACCAAUCCGAAACGGUUCCGGGGGACAUUGUCCAGCUCCAACCUGGCGUCAUUCACUGUGACAUGGUCCUAUUGGCAGGAGAAGCCAUUGUAGAUGAGAGCGCCCUGACAGGGGAGGCAACACCCAGUUCCAAAUCGUCAGUGGAUCUGUUGAGCGAAGAAAUGUACGAUCCUACAAUACACAAACGACAAACCUUAUCGGCGGGAACCAAAAUUCUGGAAACACAUGGUGGCAUUGCCCUCGUGACGCAGACAGCUUCCUUUACACGCAAGGGAGAGCUGCUGCGAGAAGUCAUUGCAUUCCGGCGGCAUCAGGUGCAGUAUGAGAAGGAUUUGCCCUAUGCGGUGCUGCUUUUGGUCGGAUACAGCAUCUUCUUGUGGCUCCUGGUGUACUUCAAAGCCAGUGAUGUCCAUGUUGUUGCGUGGUACCUGGGACUGUGCGCCGUGGCAAAUUCACUUCCACCGCUCCUUCCGGUAUCAUUUACUCUACCUCUUGGUUACUCCUUUGAGCGACUGGCGAGAAAGCAGGUGGUCUGCUCCAACUCGGAUAUUUUGAUGGCUGGAGAAGUUACUACAGUUUUCUUCGAUAAAACUGGCACGCUCACCCGUCAGGGUCUGGACUACACCGACUGCAGGAGUGCAGAAAAGUCAAAGUUUGUCCCUUUUGUAUCACCCGUUGUUGCCAUUACCAUGGCUUCCUGCCACACUUUAGUGAUGUCCUCGAAUGAUGGUACCUUGAUUGGGAAUCCCAUUGACAAAGCAAUGUUUAGUGCCAGUGGAGCAGAAAUAUUCUUAAAUGAGGCUGUCCACAACAAUACGCAAAGCCAAACAGUCAGCAUUGUUCAGCAGGAUGGCACCAUUAUUGAGGUUCUACGGCGUUUCGACUUUGAUCACUAUCUCAUGACGCAGAGUGUGAUUGUCAGACUCCCGGAUGGAUCACUCAUGGCAUUGGCGAAAGGCAGUGGAGAGGCCAUUCGGGAUAGAUGUCGAGUUGAGACUUUGCCAGAGGACUUCGAUGAGUCACUGGAGGAUUUUGCUCGGAUUGGCAUGUACCAGAUAGCAGUCUCUUUCAAGAAACUGCCUGCAAUGGACACAGCCAACAUCGUGUCAAUGACACGAGAGCAAAUUGAGGAGGACAUGACCUUUGCAGGAACGUUAAGUUUCACAAACCAGCUGCGCCACAAGACAAAGAGUGUGAUCGCCCAUCUACACGAGGCAUGUGUACAAACAGUCAUGCUUACAGGCGACAAUCUACAUACAGGCAUCCAUGUAGCCCGGGAUUCGGGGAUGAUUCAUCGGGCAAGCGUUGUCAUACUAGGAGUGAUCGAUGAUGUGGGGCUGGAUGUAUCUUGGGUUUGUGAAACUGGGAGUCUGGUGAAUGCUCCAACACUGCGUCUAUUGCAGAGGGGAGGAAGUCGUAACAUCGUGGCCAUGACAGGUGAAGCAUGGAGGCUCCUGCUAAAGAGCCAACCUGACUAUGCAGCUUCCAUUGCUCCUUUCAUCCGUGUAGUUGGACGCUGCACUCCCCACGACAAGGUCUCCGUGGUGGACACUUUCGUAGCGCUGGGAAGCAAGACUAUGAUGUGUGGAGAUGGUGGAAAUGAUAGUGGAGCUCUACGUGCUGCUCAUGUUGGACUGGCACUCAGCAAUGGGGAUGCCAGCCUGGUUGCUCCCUUCACAUCGUUGGACAAGGAUAUUGAAUCGGUGUUGACUGUUCUGAGAGAAGGCCGUGCCACUUUGCACUCAACACUUGCGGUCUAUGCAUAUCUCAUAUUAUAUGGCAACAUUACUUCCUACUGCCAGGUCAUCACAUACUGGCUACAAGCUUCUUUCACAGACUGGAUGUGGACAUUCCUGGAUGGAAUUUGGACUGUCCUAUUCAGCUUGACAUUACCAUUGGCACGCCCAGCAAGCAAGCUCUCAAGCUCGUGCCCAACAGCAUCGCUGCUGUCUCCCCAGAUUGUUCUGAGCAUCUGUGGAAUUGUCCUCUUGAACUGCAUGGCCAUGGGAUGGGCCCUUGGUUCACUCUACAGCAAGGAUUGGUUUCAAUGCCGUAAAUGGAAUGCUGACGACUUUCUGGUAGGAGACAUUCUGCUGGCGGCAGACAACUAUGAAACGCAGGUUGUCUUCCUGGUCGUCACGGCCCAAUGCAUUGCAGCAGCCAUGACAUGCAACUUUGGCUAUGAGUAUCGACAACCUUGGUAUCGCAACUAUCUGUUUGUGAUGGCAUCCCUAGCGGCAACCACAAUUCAUAUCUACAUUACGUUGGUACCAAGUCCUUUGUCUUGUUUUUGGCGAGUGAACUGCUCAAAUGAAGACAUUGUUCGUGGCAUCACAGAUCCUGAACCUCAACCAAUCAACAACCCCUUCAACACCACUGUGAUGCCGGUAGAGUUUCGAUAUGAGUUGCUGGCAAUCAUGAUUGUCAACGCCCUGGCUGUUGCAUCAUUCGAUUUCUUCCUAGUGAAUGGAGUCCGCCAACGCAUUGCGGGGAGAAAGCGAAAUCAUACAGCUGCCAACCACCAAGGUCGCAGACAGGUCCCUCUUCACAAGAAUUCCGUGCUUGAAAGUAGAAGAACCACAGUCGCUAGUAUCGACGACAUGUUGGGUUCCGAAACGUAUCGACCCGGUACGAGUUCGGUCAGUCCUGUAGCUGGAGAUAAGGUUUAA